Messenger RNA from Hevea brasiliensis (rubber tree), 1682 nucleotides. Its product is annotated as chaperone protein dnaJ 10. Bases 253 to 1416 code for a protein of 387 amino acids. Lineage: Eukaryota; Viridiplantae; Streptophyta; Magnoliopsida; Malpighiales; Euphorbiaceae. The record is from RefSeq and is a predicted model, not a curated record. The transcript is spliced from 10 exons.
UUUGCUCCCGCGACAAAGAGCCUUUCUCUCUUUUGUUUAUUGCUUUCAAGAACUGGAAAGCCAACACAACCAAGUGGGGCUCGCUCCCAACAUAACCCUUUCUCUCUCUCUCUCUCUCUCUCUCUCUCUCUCUCUUUUCCCAUAUUCUCUCUUUCUUUUUAUCAUUUCACAUUCCUAAUUAAUUAGCAUUCCUGAGUUGUGACUCUCUCAUUUGGAAAGCUGAACUUCACCAUCAUCCAGGAAAAUUCAAUAAUGGUGAAGGAAACUGAGUAUUAUGAUGUUCUUGGUGUCAGCCCUUCUGCUUCAGAGGAUGAGAUUCGCAAAGCUUAUUAUCUUAAGGCCAGGCAAGUUCAUCCAGAUAAAAAUCCAAAUGAUCCUCAGGCUGCAGAAAGAUUUCAGGUGUUAGGUGAAGCUUAUCAAGUCUUGAGUGAUCCAGUGCAAAGAGAUGCUUAUGAUAGGAAUGGAAAGUAUUGCAUAUCAAGGGAAAGCAUGCUUGAUCCUACAGCUGUUUUUGCUCUUCUGUUCGGAAGUGAAUUAUUUGAGGACUACAUAGGACAUUUAUCUGUGGCAUCUAUGGCUUCUUCAGAAUUAGCUACUGAAAUUGACAAUCCUGAGAAAAUGCAUGAUAAAUUGAAGGCUGUUCAAAAAGAAAGAGAGGAAAAGCUCGCAAGAUUGCUUAAAGAUUUUCUUAACCAACAUGUUCGAGGUGACAAGAUAGGAUUCUUGAGGCGUGUUGAAUCUGAAGCUAAACGGCUCUCUGAUGCAGCUUUUGGAGUAGAUAUAUUACAAACUAUUGGCUACAUAUAUUCAAGACAAGCAGCACAAGAGCUUGGAAAGAAAGCAAUUUAUCUCGGGGUGCCAUUUUUGGCUGAGUGGGUUCGCAAUAAGGGCCAUUUCUGGAAGUCUCAGAUUACAGCAGCAAAAGGAGCUUUUCAGUUGCUGCAGCUUCAAGAGGAUAUCCGCAAGCAAUUUAAAAUGGAUGGAAGUGGCCCUGAAAACGACGUUGAAUCUCAUCUACGCUCAAACAAAGAGAUACUGAUGAACUCAUUAUGGAAAUUGAAUGUAGUGGACAUUGAAGUUACCCUUGUACACGUUUGUCAAAUGGUCCUGAGGGAAAGUAAUGUUAGCAAGGAAGAACUUAAAGCCCGUGCCUUGGCUCUGAAAAUUCUUGGAAAGAUCUUUCAGGAAAAGCAAGCACGAAAUGGGUCAACAUCGAAAGGAAAAAACGCUGCUGCAAUUGCUGAUGUAGAUGAUGAUGAUGGAAGCAGUUCUGAGAGCAGUAGUGAAGAGGAUUCACCAAAAGCAAUAUCAUAUAGAACUCCUUUACUUACUCAGGGCAUUGGUAGACUCUUCAGAUGCCUUUGUAAUCCAGCAUUUGAUGUGGAUGAUGAUGAGAUUGUGUACAAAAGCAAGUGAUGCUGAUGCAUAGUAUGUACAUAACCAAGGUUUGACGAUAUGAAAUUUGUGUUGAGCAAGUGAUAAAGUUAGCCGAAGCCAUCUUGUUGAAAGAACUUUUAUUAUUGAUGGACAGAUUGGCGCAAGCUUCUUUGUUUUAUUUUUUCUUUUUCAUUUUUUUUUUCAUUUAAAGGCAAGAUAAGAAUACUUUCGCAAUCACAUUGUUUGGUAUCUGCUACAGCAAAAUGACUUCGUGUAUAAAGUUAGAAACCAAUUUGUUCAUUUCA